AUGUUUGGAUAUCCAAUGAAACAGAGUUUUUUAAUUGCCACCUUCAUCAUCGGUAUUUGCGUCCCAGCGGUAUAUUGUUUCACAGCUUCAGAAAUCGAAAUAUUCCAGUUACAAAAGGAAUUAGAAAAGAAAUAUGGUGCUGAUAUUGAUUUCUACAAGUUUUUGAAGUUACCAAAAUUGGCACAUUCCAGUUCUCGUGAAAUAACUAAAAACUUAAGAAAAUUAUCUAAAAAAUAUCAUCCUGAUAAGAAUAAAAAGUAUAAAAAAUUAUAUCAACGUUUAAAUUUGGCUACUCAGUUUUUAGCCAAUGAUGAAUUAAGGAAAAACUACGAUUAUUAUUUGAAAAAUGGGUUCCCAGAUUAUGAUUUCUCUAAAGGUGGGUUCUUCUUUACAAGAGUUCAACCUAAAACAUGGUUUAUCAUGUCAUUCAUAUAUUUAAUUGCCGGUUUUAUUCAUUAUGUUUUAUUGACAUUACAAUCUAAAUCAAAUAAGAGAAGAACUGAAGAUUUCAUUAAACAAUGUAAAGCUCAAGAUGAUACUAAUAGUCUUGGUGAAAAAAGAUUAUUUUUUAAACAACAUGAGGAAGAUGAAGGUAAAGAACUGCUGGUAAAAUUCGGUGAUGUUUAUAUAGUUGAGUCUGACGGUUCCCAAACUUUGAUCUCCACUGACACGAUAAAAGAUCCCACUAUUUUCGAUUCUUUGUUAUUUAGAUUGCCAUUGUGGUUCUGGAAUAAAUCUCUUGGUAGAUUCGUAAAAUUCCCUUCAAGGACAAUUAAUAACAAUGCAUCUGAUUCAUCAAAUGAUAAAAGAUUGGGAUCACUUGCUAAAGAAGAGAAAGCUGAAGCUGUGCCAAGAUCGAUAACAACAACAAAGACUGUAUCUUCGAAGAGCGGCCAAGAAAAGAAAAUUUUACCGAAUGGGAAGGUCAUUUAUUCAAGAAAGAAAGAUUAA
Molecule: messenger RNA, 951 nt
Organism: Naumovozyma dairenensis CBS 421
Lineage: Eukaryota; Fungi; Ascomycota; Saccharomycetes; Saccharomycetales; Saccharomycetaceae
Gene: ERJ5
Product: Erj5p
Exons: 1
Coding region: 1-951 (316 amino acids)
Cellular component (GO): endomembrane system
Source: RefSeq, a predicted model, not a curated record